AUGACCAGCCCUCCGAUAAAAGAUGUUUUGACGGCUGAGGAGACGCUCCCCGCCCUUCUCUGCGGCCGUGACUGGAGCUUCGACGGCGGGGAGCAGCGUUUGCGCUUUCGGCACAAUGGUGGUGGUGAGCUCCACCUUUGCGGCGACCAGCGCGGUUUUCUCGCCUUGGAACUGAUGUGGCGCCUCGUCAGCAACCCGGACACGGAAAAAGAAAAAGCAAAAGCAACGCACACUAAGCGGGCGAGGGGCGAGGUUGCGGAGUUUGCGAUCGAGAUGACGCUGCUCCCGCGCUGUGUGCCGGAGUACUGUGCGUAUUUCGCACGGGGCUACGACGGCCAGCCCGACGCGCACGCCGCCGCGCAGCUCCUGCCCGCAGCCUUCGCGCCUCGCACGUUUAGCUGCGUUCUCGAGAAGGGCAGCUUCGCGGCGGGGAGCGAGCCAAAGGCGCGGGGGCUGUGGGGGUGGGGGUGGCAGAGGCAGUCGUUUGAGCAGGGCGUUUUUGCGCUGCGGUUGAGGUUUUUGCCCCAAGGGCCUUUUCCGGACAACCUAAAGCACAGCAGUCCGAACCCGCACUUCCUCACCCGCCUCCUUCCCCAGGCCCCCGCCAAAGCUUAA
This is a messenger RNA of Aplosporella prunicola CBS 121167, 615 nucleotides long. RefSeq lists its product as uncharacterized. The transcript has 3 exons. The record is from RefSeq and is a predicted model, not a curated record. NCBI's taxonomy places the organism in Eukaryota, Fungi, Ascomycota, Dothideomycetes, Botryosphaeriales, Aplosporellaceae. The coding region runs from base 1 to 615 and encodes 204 amino acids.